Molecule: messenger RNA, 1348 nt
Organism: Rubroshorea leprosula
Lineage: Eukaryota; Viridiplantae; Streptophyta; Magnoliopsida; Malvales; Dipterocarpaceae
Source: the annotation of a GenBank genome assembly
GUUUUUGGUCAUCUCACAAAUGUGUGGUUGAUACAUUAAAAUAUCAUACAAAGUCUUCUUAUAAAAAGAAUGCAUUCAUUCUGGCAAAGUAUGGAGUUGUUUGGGUGACUAGUAUUAAAUCUGCAGCAAUUUACUUGGCAUUUUUCUCGACAGGCUUUUCUGAAGGAAGAUACUGCUAUAAUUCAACUUGUUAUGUUUGAUGACCUGAUUGGAUGCAUUGUUUAUCUACUGUUCACCAUUUUUGAUACUCGUUUGUUUGGAUCAGGUUCAAUUAGAGGUAUGCCUUAAAAGCAUAGCAUAUUUAGUGCCUUGUCAUCAUGAAGGUUAGUUGGUAUUUAUUAAGGCUACAAAAUGAGUACAGGAAAGAAAAAAGAAAGGACCAUGAAUUGUCAAAUGGUUUCUAGUAGUGCUAUUGCCUGGAUAGGAAGACACUGUCACACCUGUUAUAGGAAGGUUGCGGUGUUUGCCCACUGUGUCAGGGUCCUCUUCCUGCUUAACAUUUUCUUUGUUUUCCCAGGCGUCAACAGGAAGCAGAACUGAAACUAAUAGAAGAAGAAACUGCAAAAAGAGUGGAGGAAGCAAUUCAGAAAAAGGUUGAAGAGAGCUUGAAUUCUGAAGAAAUCAAACUAGAAAUUCAGAGGCUAUUGGAGGAAGGCCGAAGGAAACUUCAUGAUGAAGUUGCAGCUCAGCUUGAGAAAGAGAAGGAAGCUGCCCUUAUUGAAGCUAGGGGAAAGGAGGAACAAGCUCGAAAAGAAAAAGAGGAGCUAGAAAGAAUGCUUGAAGAGAACAAGAGGAAGGUGGAAGAAGCUCAAAGAAGGCAAGCACUAGAGCAGCAACGAAGAGAGGAGGAGCGUUAUCAGGAGCUAGAGGAGCUUCAAAGACAAAAUGAAGAGGCCAUGAGGAGGAAGAAGCUGCAAGAGGAGGAAGAACGUCGAAACCAGAUGAAAUUGUUGGGAAAGAACAAGCUUAGGCCGAAGUUAUCAUUUGCACUUGGCUCAAAAUGACUUCUUGUUGGCAGUAAGUCAUUUCCUCACACAUAUAUGCCCCUGGAGCGGCACUCUGGCAUUUUUCAUUUUGAGGAAAUCAUGUCGUUAGUACAGCGUUUAGAUUUGCAUUGUGUGCUCAAAUCUUUUAUGGCUAGGUUGAAUGCUUGUAUGGAUUUAGAAUUUCAAAAGGCUUGUGAUUUGUUCAGGGAAGUAAUCCAUAAACAUUGAUCGAGAUAUCUGUGAGUGUAGAGAACCAAUUUAUAAUGACAGUAUGUAAGUUUACAAUGUUAUAUAGCAUCCAGCUAUGUAUAUUAUUUUCAUUGAUAUAUUGUUAAAGUCACUAUUAAAUUUUUAUAUUAAUU